This is a messenger RNA of Ambispora gerdemannii, 2484 nucleotides long. The record is from the annotation of a GenBank genome assembly. Lineage: Eukaryota; Fungi; Glomeromycota; Glomeromycetes; Archaeosporales; Ambisporaceae.
AUGACAAAGUCUUCCGGAAAAAAGAGUAAAGAACCGGAACUGUCAGAGGUUUUGAAAAAAUGGCUCGAACCGCGAAUUCGACCAAAAUUAGCGGACGGUCUAAGUUUGGAACAAGCAUGGGAAGACCUAGUCAAAGAUAUAGUCAUUAAAGCUUUAUCACCAUUGCCAUUAAAGGUGUUUUCGAGUGCAAUUCAGCGUCUUCAGGAGCUCGAUGAAGCUGCACGGCUGGCAUUGGUAGAAAAGCUACUUACUAUUUCACCGAAUCCUGAAUGUGCACCACCUGAUCGAGCUGAACGUAUUCGUAAUACCUUGUUGACGGUUUUGUCUCCCCAAAAUGGGCCUGAAGGUUCGGGUACUUUCAUCGAGGUCGAUGAAGAUUUCAUGAAUAUGGUGCGAACUGUGCUCGAGCAUUCACACAGAGAUUGGGCCAGUGCACGCGACGUACUUCAACGUUUUCUUAAAGACUGCACUUCAAAAUUCAAUGGUGAUCGUAAUGUUUUUAUUGUGUUCCCCCGUUUAUCUAAUAUUGUACGCGAUGUAUUUCAAGAUAUACAUGAACAAAAGAGUCUCAAUUAUUUUUACGCAUGUAUGCAAGAACUUGCAGCAGCAAAAGGACAUAAAUUAAUGGAACUAGUAAAAAUCAAUAUUGCUAAAGAAGACAAUGCACAUCUCGAUAAAUUCUUACGAAUAGUGUUUCCUAAAGGAAUUCCUGAUGAUCCAGUGAUAAAAAACCCGAAUAAAAGUGAUGAUAGCAAUGAUGAGCCUCCUAAACACAAGUUUUCAUUAAGACCGCGUACUCGAUAUCGACCACCCCAACAAUUGCUAAGACCAAGAUGGCAUAACCAGCAGCAGAUGCUUCUUCGAACGUUAUUGGAAGAACCUUCACAUAUGCUCCCGCGUACAGAGCUAAUUGCUCGUGCCCUAUCAAAAGACGCGGAAAUGAGUGCGCGUGAAGGUUUACCUCGAUGUUUCACUGGACAGACACCUAAAAAUUCAGCUAGUGCUUGUCUCACUACGAAUGCUGAAAAGUAUUUUGUACUGGUGAAACAAACUGGAACCCAAAAUUCAUGGUAUAAACUUUCAUUUAUACCCGGAGAUUUGGACGACGCCAUUGUGGCCUAUAAUAGCUGGAUGAAACAAUUAAUUGAACAUGAUUGGCCUUUAUGCUUCGGAAAGACGAAAAAGUCUAAACACGGUAAUGAUACUGAUAAUUACUGCUUUGGUGAUCCUGAUAAUGCUUCUGCAUCUCCUUCCAAACGACUCCCAAAUGAACCUACUGCUUUUUUUGGUGCCAGCAACGAGAAGCACUUACGGUGCAGACGUUGCGGUCCAGAAAUAAAGGCGUGUGAUAUGAAGUUACCAUCUUGCACAAAGUGCAAAUCUAAAGGGGUCCUUUGUGUAUAUCCCAUGCGUGCAGGGGUACACAGGGAUAAUUCUCGGCUUAAUAAUGCUUAUAAUACAACAAUCAAAUCUUCCCCUUCGAAAUACAGGGAGAUGCCUCCCACCACAAUUUCUCUGAGAACAAAGUCACGCGAGGCGGUUGAAUCUUAUGAAAAGAAGGUAAGAAAUAAGGUUUCGAGUGAUAUUGAAGCUGCUAGUCAAGAAGAAAUACUCGCUGGCCUCGAUUUAACGGGUGUCCCCACGAGUUUAAAUGAUAUUGUCGAUGUUCGAACCUCUACGAUUCCUAAUGCUGGGCGUGGUUUAUUUGCCACACGAAACAUCCCAAUGAGUACUCCACUAGGAUUUUAUUUUGGUAUACCUACGAUGGAACACGAAUUUGAUUUAUACAAAGAUAAUGUUGGUAAAGCAUCGCACUAUUCAAUGAGAUAUCGUCAUACAAUACUUGACGCUACUGACGAACACGGUGAACCAUUUACCGAUCCAAAUGGGAAAAUAUACUGUCCUUUUCAUUUUAUGAAUGAGGAUCCAUUCGGAAAUAUGGUUUUUUUGGAGGGAAACGAAGUGAACCAAGUCAUUUGCUGGACUAAAAGAGACAUACAAAAAGGCGAAGAACUAUUCGUGUACUAUGGGGGUGAAGUUGAUCGGGGACAUUGGGGAACAAAAGCAAACAACGGCGGCGGCGGAGGAAGCGGCGAUGCAGAAGAAGAGGAGAAAACUGAAGAUUCAGAUGAACAAGAGUUUCACGAUGAAGAUAGUGAAGACGAGUCUGAACAAGAGACGGAGGAAGAACUUGAAAAUAGCGAAGACGAGGAACAAGAACAAGAGGACGAGGGCGAAAACGAAGAUGAUGAUGAAGAUGAGGAACAAGAACAGGAACAAGAACAAGAGACAAUCAGUGAUAAAAGGAAAAUGAAAGAAAAUGAUCAAAUAGUAAAAAACAGUCCAAAGCGACGGAAAACUAACAAUAAUAAUAAAUCUAAUGGAAAAAAUAACAGUAAUACGCCACACUCUUAUAAUUCCUCUUCUUAUGUUAGUACCAACGAUGAUGAUGAUGAAGUAAUUAUCAAGAUUGAAGAAUUGUAA